Messenger RNA from Nematostella vectensis (starlet sea anemone), 4874 nucleotides. Its product is annotated as serine/arginine repetitive matrix protein 5. Gene Ontology annotation, molecular function: protein binding. The record is from RefSeq and is a predicted model, not a curated record. Bases 1080 to 4541 code for a protein of 1153 amino acids. Lineage: Eukaryota; Metazoa; Cnidaria; Anthozoa; Actiniaria; Edwardsiidae. The transcript is spliced from 22 exons.
UGUGCCACUGCUAUGUUGAGUUAUGUCCGGCAAAGAAAACGAAUCGAAACCAUUGAAAGAUGAAGACGAAGAAGAAGAAGACCCGUACGAUGCGAGAAUUAAUCGCUCGGGGUGUGCGCAGUAUCAUUUUGCCCUGCAGGACUGUUGGCAUGAAUACCAAGACUGGCGAAAAUGUCAAAAGCCGAUGAAGGAUUUCCGAGACUGCAUGGCAAGGCAACAAGCACAGGAGAAGGAAGGAAACAACAAUAAAAGUAAAUCAUAAAAGCAAAUCCCACAGUGACAGUUAGCUUGUGGGUUAGAAUGUAAAUAAUGCACCUUGAACAAUACAUAGAAAUUAACUCCCAUGGUGUUACUUUUUACCACCGCAUGGAAGCUUUGUAGAAUAUUCAAAAUUUUGUCUGGAAUGUAUAAAACAUGAUUAAAACACAAGGUAUUUUAGCUGCUAUGUUUUUGUUGAUUGUUUUUAUUUUACUUUUUUUUGUUGUUGAUUGUUUUUUUUUUUUUGAAGGACUUAUUUUAUUUUGCUUUGAUGUUUUGAUUGAGGUCUUUCACCACCAAGAAAUGUAAAAUUUGGUUUUAUUUUGAUAUUACCACUGUUUCAUUAUUCUGUGACUUUAUCUUCAAAGUUGUCUGGUGUGGUUUACAAAGAAAAAAAUAUAUAUAUAUAUGCGAAUGGAUCGUGCUAUUUGAUAUACGAAAUAAUAUUCGAAUCAUGAAAUAUUCGGAGUAAUCGUAUUUUCAUUUUGGAAAAUAUAAUAAUAUGCAAAUUGUUGGCUUGGGGACCCUUAUGGUAAUCGAUAAUCGAUUAACUAAACAACCGGUGAAAUACAGUGCCAUCCCUCAGCUGUGCUGGGAUAAGCAAGAUUUUCCUCGACCUCUCCUCGCUCUAGGCAUCGCUGGGAUUCAUGACUGGCACAUAUAAUACUCAUGAAUGCGCCAGGAUAAAGCCUAGAUGUCAUGGCGGUAUAUUAGCGUUGCGUGGAAAGGGUGAAGGCGUUCGCUGUUUUGAUGGAGAGAUGAGAGUGUUUGGCGGAUGAUACCAUGAUUCCCCGUCGCUGUCAGCGCCUUGCGAGGACAUUAUGAGCGAUAUUCCCCAGGCCUGGGCUCUUAUGAGUCCCAGUGGACAUUACUACAAGGUCUGCGAGCCUAACUUCUUUAUCGGAAGAGAUGAGAAUCUGGAUUUAACGCUGAAGUCUCGAAGUGUGGACAAAAAACACGCUGUCAUAGCGGUCAGAGAUGGGCGCUAUGAAUUAUACGAUAUGGACUCUUUGAAUGGGACUUUUGUGAAUGAUCGGAGAGUCAAGGGCAAGCCGGUUCAACUUGGUUUGAGGGAUACUGUGAGAUUUGGAUAUGAUAUGACAACAUAUAGAAUAGACCUAUAUCCCCAGGACAACCAGCCCCACCCUACCCGGGACAGUCUGACGUACCCUGAGGGUCAUCAUUAUUGUGAUGUCAAUCAGAACCAGAUCAAAAGAAAUGAUGAAAAAGGUUAUGAACCCAGGGAUGGGUUCCAAAGGCAGCAGUCAUCUGAACAGACGAGCUGUACCCAGCCUGAAUCCAGUAAUCCACAGCAAACCCCUCCACGUGAAAUGCAAUACCACACCCAACCAAUGUACCCCCCGACCCGCCAUAUGAUAAAUCACCAUCCUGCCCACUACCCCCCACAUGGAUAUGCCCCGCCUUACCACCCAUCUAUAUCACAGCGGCAUCACUGUCCCUGUCCACAGUGCACCAUGGAUCCAACAAACCCCCAUGGUAGCCAUGGCGAUCAUAUGGUUCCUGGGUAUUAUGGUUACCAUGGCUUCCCUUAUUAUGGACCUGUGCAGCAAAACAUCGAACGGCCCACUAUGCCAGUGGAAUCUUUGAUAUCUACCAGGCCACAUCCUGAGCAAAGGCCAGUGUCAGUGCAUGGUGAUCAGUAUGAAUCCAUUGUUAAAGGCGGUACCCCUUUGUAUGGGCAGCCUCCCUGGUGGCGAUGGGGCCCUGGCGAUGACAGUCUUCGUGGGGGGACUGCCGUCAGUCUUUCUGACAGGGGUGACUCAAUGGCAUCUCAACACAUGGUCACUAUGCGACCACAAAGACAUAAUGAAGACCAGUAUAAGAGACACACUAUUGGGACUGUUGCUGUCCUUGAGGAUUCACAUGAGAGAGUGCUAUCACAGGUCACACCAUGGCAAAAUUACCAUUCAUUAUCAAGUAGCCCCAGAAGAGAGACUAUUCCUGCUCGUUAUGACAGACCAGACAAAGGUGCCUGGGAGUAUGCCAUGCACAGGGAGGCCAUGGAUGACAGAGGGCAGUUUGAAGAUUGUGAUACAGAACAGAAAAGACAAAAUGGCAGACAAAAUCGUCAGUCCAUGGCAUUUGAGAUUCCCAUCAUUCCUGAGUAUGGUGAGAUCCCUGAGAAGCCUGUGAGUGAGAAGCCAACACGACUGAAGGGGAGCAGUAAGAGUGACAAGAACAGAGCAAUCAUCCGCAGCAAGACAAUCACCAAGAGCAGGCCCAGGCCCUUGUCAGACACAGAGACUUACUCUAAGAAAAAAGGAGCUGGGCGUCGUCUGUCAUCAGUCAGUCAAAGGGGUGAUACAAGUGAGUCUGAAUGUGAGCGCAGUUUCAGAGGGAAGCGAUCUUCCCCCUCAGAGGCUGAUGGUGUAUUUGGCCUGACAGAGAUCGAUCUGGACAAGGUGCCCAGUAAUGGCCAGGUAUUGUCCUCGCCUGGCUCCAUGGUGUUACCCAAAUGGGUGGAACAGUGGGCCAGGACCAUGCAAUCCGGAAAUGGAGGAAAGGAAAGCGCAAGCUCACCUAUCUCAAGACCAGAGAGUGACGGGCGCACUAGGGGCGUGUCAACUGGGGCCAACAAUACGCAAGACUCAAGGUCAUCCACACCUCGCACACCAAGGUCAACCCAAAAGUCCUCUACUUUGGAUAGACGACGCACGGCCUCACCUGCUUCUACCCAUAGCAACACCAGAUCCGCGACAUUACCAAGAAGCUUCCGUAAUCGUACACACGCAACCUUGCGCUUGCGUAUGUCUGCCGGAAGUGACGCGGACACGAGAAAAAACCUGCGUGCUCGUAGCAUGGUGAGCACGACCUCCGACGAUAGUGAGGGCGAGAGGAGUGACACGUCCUUCAGUAGCCACCAGACCACCCCUGAGAGGGAGGGCAGCGUGACCAGGCGCAUCGCACAUAGGCCAACGUCAGCCCCUGUCACCCUCCCACGGGGGAACAAGACUACCAUGUUGCGUGCGCAGAACAGCCGCGAAGCUCUUAAAACGAAUAGCAGCUCAAAGGCGAGCAAAGCUAAGCAAAGGCACUCUUCCGGCGGUAGCCUAAGUGACGACAAGACCUCUCAUGCCAGAAUAUGGACCCCUGGUACGACGAAGACAAAACCGACGACGCCCACAAGCUCGCAUAAGAUGUCAAGCAGAAGUAGUACAGCGGAGGAUGUCCAGCGCAGUAAGGGUUUGUCUCAGGCGGAUCUAGACACCCAGGCUGCGGUGGAGGCGCUUUUUAGUGCUUCACUUCCGGCGGACUUUCGGAGUAGCAGGAACGAGUCGACAAAUAAGACAUUUGUUUUAGAUGAGGGAGACCAGCAGGCUAACAUGUCGUCAUCCGAAGACACUGCGCAAGAGGAGCCAGACAGCACAAGGAGAUCAUGUGAUCCCCAUAACGCACAUGAUCGCAACACAGGGAGCUCGUCGUCUUCCGAUGUAGACAAGUCCUCCUUGAUAAAAGCACUCACGAAGUUUCAAAACGACAAGUCUAACUCCUCGCUUCCCACGUGGUCCAGGUCGCCUGACCAUAAACAAAAAAGCAUGGAAAAGUCUAGAACUCCGAAAACAGUGGAUAAAUCCGUGAUUCCAAGAAAUCUGGAAAAUGUUCUUGGAAAUUCUCAGCAGGACAAAAAUGCACUCAGACCUGUGUCCCCGGACUCUUUGGUGUCAGUGCCACCAGCCGCCUCACCCUCCCCUCCCUCCACGCCACGCUCGUCCGCUAAGAAGGCCCUGAAGGACAGAGUGCAUAGCUGGUCAGCGGGCUCCUCCCAGUCAAGGCGCACAUGGGAUGUCACGGAAAAGCCGGUGGAGGAUCUCAUGCUGGCGUCCAUUCACGCCUUCACCGUCGAGCUGCGCUUGGCUUCGGAGUCAGCCUUAUCCAAAGUCAGAGCGCUGUACGAGCAGAAUACUCAUGGCAGUAACGGUGUUGCCAGUGGCAACAAGUCAUCCACAGCGGGCUCUGAGGAAAAGCACACGAGCUCUAUUCCCGACUGGAAAAGCUCGCACGCGGAGAUAGCGGGGGUUUUCCGAAACUUGAGACGCGUGGAAUUCAGUCUAAAGACAAUGGAUCAAGCGCUGAGUGUACUGUGCACCGAGCCUGCUGACGAGGUUCCCAAGGAAAGAAAAAUCAGUGUAGUUGAGCGAGUGAAUAAAAGCCCCCAUAAAUGGCAAGAUUUCAAAGUCCGCGCUCGCAAAGCCUCUUGGGCUGUUGAGCAUCGAGACCAGUUCCCAGUUCCUUCAUCCGACGAAGAUGACGACACUAGCUAAAGACUAGUGACUAGUUCCAGUCACCUUUUCCGACAAUGAUAAAGACACUGGUUGAAGACUUGUUAUGUAGCUUCCACAUCACAGAACAAUUAAAAGAAUCCACAAAGGUGUUGAAAUAAUGCCUGCAAUCACCAUAGGGUCAAAUGUCUACAGCCGUUUGCAAGUAAUGGGCACAGAGAAAUUGAUUCUCCAUGCCGGCUAGAAUUAUUAUUAUUUAUGUUCCAAAGAAGUUUCCAGAAACUGAUGUGAUCUUUCCGUUGACAGAUGAGACGACGGAAAAUAUUUAACUUAUUGAACCGAAAUAUCAAUAAACUACGACGAAUGUUCCGCGAA